Molecule: messenger RNA, 549 nt
Organism: Lycium ferocissimum
Lineage: Eukaryota; Viridiplantae; Streptophyta; Magnoliopsida; Solanales; Solanaceae
Exons: 2
Coding region: 64-549 (161 amino acids)
Source: RefSeq, a predicted model, not a curated record
UAGUCAUGCAUUUAAAACAAGACUUCUUUAACAUAUACUACUACCAUUUUACAAGCCAAGACAAUGUUUUAUACCAUGGAAUUGCAAAAAAUCAUUUGUCUGUUUCUUUUCUUGUAUAAUUACUUGAUAGGAACUAUAGCUGUUCCAGUAGAGCGGCAUUUCACCGAACAGGUGGAUCUUAGUACUGAUAUUAGGCUCGCAAGGGUUAAUCCAGUUUGUGAAUGGUGCGAGUCAAGUGGUGGACGAUGUGUUAUGAUGAACACCAAUUCUGGUGGAGAAAUCAUUUGUGACUAUUUCCGUACCCCAAACAACCGUGAACGGAAACGCGGGUUACCUAAAGGCACGCAAAGACGCCAUAAAUGUGGGAGCUGGGGCACCGGCAAUGUUAUUCCUGGUUGGGCUCUAUUUUGUGUAUGUAGAAGGAUAACGUCUUGCAGGAGGAGAGCCCAACCAGUACUAGAACUAGGAGCCACCGUGGCACCACAGCCCAUUGCAUUAGUGGGUCUAGAUGGGCCCACGAUAGAAUCCUAUCCCAAAACUAUAUUGUAA